Molecule: messenger RNA, 4570 nt
Organism: Scylla paramamosain (green mud crab)
Lineage: Eukaryota; Metazoa; Arthropoda; Malacostraca; Decapoda; Portunidae
Gene: Cht7
Product: probable chitinase 10
Exons: 19
Coding region: 195-3245 (1016 amino acids)
Biological process (GO): carbohydrate metabolic process; chitin catabolic process
Cellular component (GO): extracellular region
Molecular function (GO): chitin binding; chitinase activity
Source: RefSeq, a predicted model, not a curated record
AGAGAGAGGGAGGCAGUGUGGCGGUGGCAGUGAGUGUGGUGUGAGGUUCCCCGCUGUCUCUCUCUCUGUCUCACUCGCGCGCGCCGUCUCGAGCGAACUAACCUCCACCUGCGCCUGGACUUUGCGUGGUGAGAAGAGGAGGGUUCCGACUCCCCGCUGGUGCUUCAAUCCGCCCUCCCUCCCUUCACGACACAAUGAGGCUACGCUGGAUAUUACUGGGGGUUGUGUUGCUGGCCGCUCUCACCACAUCCCAAGAGCAACGCAGAAGGUCAAGAUUUAGAAGCAGACUGAGAGCGGGACAGGCGACAUCAGCUUCCGUUCAGACUGAGACAGCAGUGAACGCGGUGGGGCGAAGGCGGCUGGCGACGGGAACCUCAACGAAUACUGUAGGCAGGAGACGGCAGAGCGGCGGCUCCUCCAGGAACAGAGUGAGGAUACGCCCUCGCGUCAACUUGGCAGGAGGAAGAAGAGACAACGAUGACAACGGCAAUGACAACGGCAAUGACAAUGGUAAUGGCAAAUCCGGGGACCCAGACUACAAGGUCGUCUGUUACUACACCAACUGGUCGCAAUACAGACAGAAGAUUGGCAAGUUCCUCCCAGAGCACAUCGACCCCUUCAUCUGCAGCCACAUCAUCUACGCCUUCGGGUGGAUGAAGAAGGGCAGGCUCUCCUCCUUUGAAGCCAACGACGAGACCAAAGACGGCAAGACUGGAUUUUACGAGCAAGUGAAUGGACUCAAGAAGCAGAACCCCAAGCUAAAGGUUCUUCUCGCCCUUGGUGGAUGGUCCUUCGGUACCAAGAAAUUUAAGGACAUGUCAGCCACGAGGUACACGAGGCAGACUUUCAUCUUCAGCGCCAUUCCUUUCCUGCGAGAACACGACUUUGACGGUCUUGAUCUUGACUGGGAGUACCCGAAAGGAAACAUCGAUAAGGCUAACUUCGUCCUGCUCCUGAAGGAACUGUACGAGGCUUUCGAAGCAGAGGGCAAAGAGACAGGAAGGCCACGGCUGCUGCUCACUGCUGCUGUUCCCGUCGGUCCAGAUAACAUUAAGGGAGGAUAUGAUGUGCCAGCUGUCUCCAGAUAUCUCGACUUCAUCAACGUCAUGGCCUACGAUUUCCACGGCAAGUGGGAGAACACAGUUGGCCACAAUGCCCCGGUGCACGCCCCUGCUGAGGACAGCGAGUGGAGGAAGCAGCUUUCCGUCGACCACGCUUCCAACCUGUGGGCCAAGCUGGGAGCACCGAAGGAGAAGUUGAUCAUCGGCAUGCCAACAUAUGGCCGCACCUUUACUCUCUCCAACCCAGCACGCAACUCCGUCAACUCCCCGGCCAGCGGUGGAGGCGAGGCAGGGAAGUACACGGGCGAGGAGGGAUUCAUGGCAUACUACGAGGUAUGCGAACACCUGCGGACGGGAGGAGAGUACAUCUGGCAUGAGCAGAUGCAGGUGCCGUACAUGGUGAAGGGGAAGCUCUGGGUUGGUUUUGAUGACGAGCGUGCCAUCCGGAACAAGAUGAACUGGCUCAAGAAGGGAGGGUUCGGAGGUGCCAUGGUCUGGACAGUGGACAUGGAUGACUUUACUGGUGAAGUCUGUGGUGGUGGUGUCAAGUACCCGCUCAUUGGCAUCAUGACAGAGGAGCUGCUGGGAAGACCACGAGGAGGCAAGGACGUGGACUGGGCAUCAGUGACCAAGACUUCUGUAGCUAGACCCACCACCAUGCCAUCCCCCAUAUCAGUGGACCCCAUGGAGGUAAUCCGGGAGUACCAGGCCACCCUCAGGCAACAGCAGCAGAUCAGCUCACGGAUUGAUAUCAUUGACAUCAUUCCUGAACUGCCAAAGGACGCCCCUAAGGUAAUGUGCUACUUCACCUCCUGGGCUGUCAAGAGGCCUGGCGCUGGAAGGUUUGAGGUCGAGAGUAUUGAUCCCUUCCUCUGCACCCACGUCAUCUAUGCCUUUGGUGGGAUGGAGAACUACCGCCUGGCUCCCGGUCAUCCUUCUGAUGUGGGUGAUGGAUUCAAGGAUGGAAUGUACACUCGCCUCAUGAAACUCAAGGAGAAGAACCCCAAUAUCAAGAUUAUGUUGGCCCUCGGUGGUUGGUCAUUCGGAUCCAAGCCAUUCCAGGACCUCGUUUCCAGCCAGUACAGAAUGAAUGGCUUUGUUUACGACUCCCUGGAAUUCCUUCGCACACACGAGUUUGAUGGACUGGACAUUGAUUGGGAGUACCCAAGAGGACCAGACGACAAGGCAAACUAUGUGAAUCUCCUCAAGGAGCUUCGUAUUGCCUUUGAGGGAGAGGCAUCAUCCACUGGCCACUCUCGCCUUCUCCUCUCUGCCGCUGUGCCUGCCUCCUUCGAAGCUCUGGCCUCUGGCUAUGACGUGCCAGAGAUCAGUAAGUACCUGGACUACAUCAACAUCAUGUCCUAUGAUUUCCAUGGCAUGUGGGACAACGUGGUGGGGCACAACUCUCCCCUGCUGCCUCUUGAGACGGCCUCCAGCUACCAGAAGAAGCUGACCAUGGACUACAGCAUCAAGGAGUGGAUGAAGCAGGGGGCGCCGGCACAGAAGAUCAUGGUUGGGAUGCCAAUGUAUGGCCGCUCCUUCACCCUCAAGAACAUGACUCAGUUUGACAUCGGCGCUGAAGUGAUGGGAGGUGGACACGCUGGCCGGUACACGCAGGAGGAGGGAUUCAUGGCUUACUAUGAGGUGUGUGACUUCCUGUAUGAGGACAACACCACACUGGUGUGGGACAACGAGCAGCAGGUUCCCUUCGCCUACAACGGGGACCAGUGGGUCGGCUUUGAUGAUGAGCGCUCCCUGGGCGUCAAGGGCGACUGGCUCAAGACGAAGGGCUUGGGCGGAGUGAUGAUCUGGAGUGUGGACAUGGACGACUUCCGAGGCAACUGUGGCACCGGCAAGUACCCGCUGCUGUCCUCCCUCAACGAGAUGAUGUCCAACUACUCUGUGGCACUCACCUAUGAGGGCCCCUAUGAGAACACUGGCACCCUGCAUGGAUCCAGUGCCAAGAAGGACCCCAACGUGAUUUCCUGUGAUGAGGCAGACGGACACAUCAGCUACUAUGAGGACAAGCAGGACUGCACACGCUACUUCAUGUGUGAGGGGGAGAGGAAGCACCACAUGCCUUGCCCUGUCAACCUGGUAUUCAAUGCAGCCCAGAGCGUGUGUGACUGGCCCGAGAAUGUUCCUGGGUGCGAGACAGCCAUUUCCAACCCUGCAGCGCGGUGAACAGACUCAAUUGCUGAUCCUUUUUAGCUUAUAAUGCAAAUUUUCUAUAUUGGAAGUUUUAUUUUCUUUGAUUGUUUUGAUUUUGAUGUGAACUGCAAACUUUUUAGGUCCUCUAUAUAUCUGAACUUUUUAUUUGUGUUUUUGUUUCCUUAUUUUGGUUCUUUUUUGUGUGUAUAUUUUUUUUUUAUUAGAUCUAUUCUUGUUUUGAAUUGAUAAUGUUGGGUUUUAUUGUUAUUAUUGUUAUACAUAUAGUUUUUUUUUAUUAUUAUAAAAUGGUAAAGCACUGAAGAAUAGAAAAUUUGUACAUAACUUUUUAUUUUUAUUUACAAUUGAGGAAAGAAUCUGAUCAAGAGAAGAAAAAAGAAAAGAAAAUCUUUGCUUACUUCACAAGAAAGAAAAAAGAUAGAUCAGAUAAGGCAUUGAAAUAUUGUCUUUUAUUUAUUUAUAUUUUAUUUAUCAUAACUUUUUUUAUUAUAUGUAACUAACAUAUAGCAGAUGCAUGACUUCUAUUACGUAUGAAUGUGUAUGAAUUUUUUGUGAUAAUCUUCCAUUACCUAAUUAUUUUUUUGUUACAGCCAGUCUUCACAUACAAUAGAUUUUUUUGGUCACGCGCAAGCUUCAGUUCUGUCUGUCACCCACACGCCCUAUAUUUAUUCUGUUCUGCAAAGCGUUCUUCUUGUAAUUUCUUGGACGCUGUGUUGUCUUGUUCUGUACUGUCAUUGGGGAAUAGAUAGAUAUAUAAAAACAAAUGCAUCCACUUUCACCUUCGUCACUUUAACUCGACAGUGACGAUGGUGAUACAACUUGACAAUGGGAAAAAUAGGGAAAAAAACACACAUACAACUUUGUCUUUCUUUCUUAAUUUUUUUGUGUAUAAUAGUUUUUUUAAGUGUUAUAAUGAUCCAGUUUUUCUUCCUUUAAUUUUUUUUUUCAAGUCUUUCCAAAUGUGCAUUUUUUUAUUACUCAUUUCACUUUGCAAUGGAUAAACACACACACACACACACACACAUACAUAAAUACAACUGAAAAAAAAUUAUAAUACAUAUGCUGUAUUAUAUACAUAUAGCAGCAAGACAGUACUAGAAAAAUACUACAUAAUUUAGCCAUAGUGGAAAAAAUAAAUAAAUAUAUAUAUAGUAUACUUAAUAUGCAUACACAAAAAAAGGAAAAUUUUCAAAGGUAUACAUUCUGAUUGCUGGAUUUGAAAGAUGUAUUGCCUGAAGUUACCCCCUACCCCCCCUUAUCUGUACCCCCUUCCCUCCACCCCAUAGAGCAUCCAGCAGUGUUUACUAAGACUGUGAAAUAAAUGUAAAUAUGGUUUUUAA